AUGGUCAGCUCCUGUUGUGGCUCUUCCUGCUCUGGCCUGAGCUGUGGCUCUGGCUGCUGUGCUCCCUGCUGCUGCCGCCCUGCCUGCUGCCUUCGGCCAGCCUGCUGCCAAAGCACCUGCUGCAGGACCAACUGUUAUAGGCCCACCUGCAUUGUGUCCACCUGCUGCCGCCCCAGCUGCUGCGGUUCCAGCUGCUGCCAGCCUUGCUGCCAGCCCUGCUGCCGCCCUAGCUGCUGUGUGACUAGCUGCUGCCGUCCAACCUGCUGUCGACCAAGUUGUUGCCAGUCUGUGUGCUGCCAACCUACCUGCUGUCGCCCUUCCUGCUGCCAAACCACUUGUUGCCCCACAACUUGCUGCCGCCCCAGCUGCUGUGUGUCCAGCUGCUGCCAACCCUGUUGCCGUCCCAGCUGCUGUGUGUCCACCUGCUGCCAACCCUGCUGCCGUCCCAGCUGCUGUGUGUCCACCUGCUGCCAACCCUGCUGCCGCCCCAUUUGCUGCAGAACCACCUGCUGUCGCCCAGCCUGUUGUGGAUCCUCCUGCUGCUAA
Messenger RNA from Gracilinanus agilis (Agile Gracile Mouse Opossum), 546 nucleotides. RefSeq names its product keratin-associated protein 4-3-like. Lineage: Eukaryota; Metazoa; Chordata; Mammalia; Didelphimorphia; Didelphidae. Bases 1 to 546 code for a protein of 181 amino acids. Gene Ontology annotation, cellular component: keratin filament. The record is from RefSeq and is a predicted model, not a curated record. The transcript has a single exon.